UGUGUGUGUGUGUGUGUGUGUUAAAAACACACUGAAAUUAGUAAAUUGAAAAGUUAAAUUUAUUGCAUUUGUUUAAUAUAUUUCUUUCCUGCCCUUUACCAUAAGGUCCCAAAGCGGGUUGCACACAAUAAAGUAUGCAAUCAUAAAACAAAACAGUGUAAACCAUAAAGCAAGAAAACUGUAAAAUAUUUUUUAAAGCAGUUCAUUAUAUAAAACAAUUAAAAAUUCCACAUUUAGAUACAACACAAACAUUAAAAAACAAUUCCAAAUAUAAGAACAGUUGUUUUUUUUAAAAAAAUGUUCCAGUUCAGAUUCAGACUAUUGUCUUGAGAUAAUUUCCUGUACCAUCCAAAUUUUUCUAUCUGGUCAAAGGAGACCAUGUCCUCCCCCCACUCAUCUUGUCACCCCAAAGAGGACCCAGAGCUACAGAACAAAAGUACCCAGCAAUAUGUGAAUUUUCCAAAUUAUAGCAUUAAGGAGAAUCAAAUUCCUGUCCUAAGAAGGGGUCCAGUGACAACGAUGACAAAAGGAUCCCCUGUAAAUGUCAAAUGAAGGAAUAUGGUUAGGUUAUUUGAACGUCAAAAGCAAGGAAAUACAAGGUAGAACAUUAGGAUGAAUAUCAUGGAACACCAAAACCAAAGGAAGCACAAAACUGAGUGUUUCCUGCCUUCUGUGGUCCGUUUGGUACCUUUCAUUUUUCACUGGAACAUGAGACAGUAAAAAGAUAAGGAUCUCUUUCAGCAGGACAUAUGAAUCACUUCCCAUGACGUAUCUUGACAUGGUUUUACAAGGCAAUUCCAAGUAUAAAAAGAAUUUAUAAUAAAUUCAGAUACCAACUGGUGGUUGUUGUUUUUUAAAAAACCAACUACAUCUUCAUUGGAUGUGUUUAGGGUUUUACCUAACCCACACAUGCCAGUUUAAUAUUGGAGAGAACAAGUGGGACUUUUAACAAAGCAUUGCCUGACAAGCCAGCUGUGCCCUUUUAUGGCAUACUCCAUUUCAUCCACUUCUGUUUUUCUCUCAACACACAUUUCACAUUCUGUGGCCACAAAUCAUUUUCAGUGUUCACUGGAGUGUUUGCUUGUUUUUAAAUUGUACUUGUACAAACCUUGGAACUUCUAUUGUCGAUCUUUUCCUCAUGCGCAGAUUGGCACUGGGAGAAUGAGUUUUGUGGUUAUUUAACCAUUAUCAUUCAACAAAACGAAAACACUUCAGUGAAUACCACCGACAAAGCCUGUUAGAGCUGUGCUUGUUUCACCUAAACCCGUUCUGCCUCUCCUGGAUGCAGGAUGUGGUUUUUAUUCUGCUGUUAGAUAUCUCAAAACACUGUAUACCAAGGUAGUAACGGAGCUAAUCUUUAGUGAAAUGUUGCUGCAAAAACAGAAUAUUUUGAGAACUUUGGAGUUCUGUACACAUGACAGUGUUGUAGUUGUGACCUAUCUUCUGCAUAGAGGGCUACAAAAUCCAGUGUUUCCUGUUUGAUUCACUUACUCUCAAAGCUACUACUCAUCAGAGGCGGAUUUGGGGCAGUGCGCGCAGCCAAAGCUUCGGAAAGGAGGCGGGAAGGUGCUCUGUCAGGGUCCUAGAGUCCUCCUGUCUCCUUCCCAAAGCUGGGCAAGCUCUUCCGGCUUUUGCAAGGAGGCUGGAGAGGGCUCUUAAGACCAUGCCAGAGUCUCACACCUCCUUCAAGGAAGGGCAUAAAAUGGCCUUAAAAUGGGAAGCAUAUUACAGCAACCCUGUGAGGUAACUCACUAUUAUUCUAAUUAUAGGUGGGUAGUUGAAAGAGUGUGACUUGCCAAUGCUCCAUUCAGUUAUUACUUGGCCCAAAGGAAAAACUAUGGGACAGGCCUUGAUCUUAGGAAAUCCCUUGACUGCUUCUUCUUGCCCACCACCAAAACGGAAGAUUCUGCUUUCAAAUAAAUGUGGCAUUUGUUGGUAUGUGGGGUCCCUCAUCGAUCUAUAUAUCGAAAGGCAUAUACCACUGGAUUGUAACAAAACCUCUAAGGUGUUUACAAGAGCUGUUAAAAUUAAAUAGAAAUAUGUAGCAGCAGUGGGAAACCUACAGCCCAUAGGGAUAAUUAAGCUUGCCAGGUCUCCCCAUUCGGCCCACAACGCCAUUUCAGCCAAGACACAAUGGUGCUCACAGGCUUUGCAUUGGUGACCCCUGGUUUAAAUGGAAGACAAUAUGACACCCACAAACUAGAGGCAUGUGAAUCUGUUGAUUGCGGCUUCUCUCAGUUUCUCAUUCUUCUAAUCUUAAACUCAGCUCUCCAGAUUUCCAUAUCAGUCUCCAGAUUAUUAUUAUUUUAAGUUCUCGUUUUAGUACAAAUUUAUCUUAAUGUACACAUUUUUGCGUAGAUUUCCCUUAACACGUUUUUUCAGAAAGCAGUUGUGCUGGUCCCGAGGGUAAGGUACCGUGGGUGUAGCAGAGUCCACACGAAGAGGGGCGAGGUCCGAUGCAGAGAGCCGGGCGGGGAACAGGAACGCUGGAACAGAAGGCUGAGCAGGGCAUUUCAGUAAGAUGCGGUGGAACAAAAAGAAGCAGUGUGAGCUAGCACAGAGCAAAGGAUUAAACAUCAAGAUCCAUGAAGAGUCUGCAUUCUGAAGAUGUCAUCAUGCUUAGAUGGAUGUGGUACUGUAGGUUGAGAAGGCAUAAUCUUCAAAUUUAGAAUCUACUCUUGGGAGACGGAGAACAUGAAAAGGGCAAGAACUACACUUGGCUAUUAUGAAUGUGUCCACGACUGAAACUCAAGCAAACAAAUCAGAUUUAAUACAAACACUAGUAGUUGUAAAGGGAAGCCUUUAUUUGGCUAACUUCAUAUUCAUAACUGCAUUGAAUAUAUUAAUAAUCAAGACUGUGAGACAGAACUCUAAAAUGGUGAAGGAAGUGAGAUACUUCCUCCUAUGCCAUCAUCUUCUCUGUUGCUCUUUAUUCUGUUGCUCUGGCAUGGUGUCCAACGCGAUACAAACAUUUAAAGUGCAACAAUUCUGGAUCUGGAUCACCUUUGGAGUACAAACAGCAGUUGCAGAAGCAGUGCUGGUAACGCUGGCUUUGAUGGCAAUUAACACUUGCUUAGCAGUUUGCUGGCCUUUGAGAUACCUGGCCUUUGUACACUUGGUGAAACGCAAAGCUAUAGCUUGUGUUUGGGUCGGGACAAUCCUCAAAUCUGCAUGCUUGAUCAUUGUGGAACGUACAGAAGGAGAUUCGAGGGACAUAUAUGAAGCAGAGCUCUCUUGCCCAACUAUCCUGGGUAGUGAUUUUGCCAAAAUAACCGGAAGUAUUCUCAUUUUGCUUCUUGCAGCCGUCAUGGUAACUGCUUAUUUUCUCCUGUGGAGAGAAGGAAAGCUCAGCGGUCAUUUUAACUGUUCAAAUAAGAAGGCCAGAAAAACAGUCAUUAUUCAUGGUGUACAAAUGAGCUUCCAUAUUCUUCCAUCCUUAAUCUUCACAGCCAUCGGAAAAGGAUCAGAACAUGUUCUGAUAAAAUUUGGAGCUUUUGUUGUUUUCUUACUUGCACAAAGCUUCAGCCCUGUGGUUUAUGGGCUGCGGAACAAAGAACUUCUGGACAAGAUAUGUGUCAGACGAGAAAGAAAUCAAUACAGUAACUACUUGGUAAAGUACAACAAUUACCCACCCCAACUUCAGAUGGUAAAAGGUUCAGCAAAUGGGUGAACCGUUUCUCAGUGUAGUGCAGAAGCACUUUCAAGUCAGCAUUAGCCUUCAUUAAACCAUAUCACACAUCAAGGGAUAAUUCAACUCACACAACUGCAUAUACCAACCUAUUAUUUUUAAAACCAGAUUUUCAGCCCCAAAGCUAGAAGCCUUGAGUGCUAUAUUUUUGCUUUAAAGUUUAAAGGGUAACUCAUGGAAAAGACACAGCACAAGAAGUAAAGGAAACCAUGGAAAAAGAGAGGGCAAGGCUCUGCCAGACAGGCUACUAGAAAUGGUACACUCUGGAAUCUCUAGUACAGUCGUACCUUGGAAGUCCAUUUGACUUCCCAAAUGUUCGGAAACCAAAGCAUGGCUUCUUGAUUGGCUGCAGGAAGCUCCUGCAGCCAAUUGGAAGACACAGAAGCCCCAUCGGACGUUCGGCUUCCAAAAGAACGUUCAAAAACCAUAACACACACUCUGAGGUUUGUGGAAGGAGAGGAUGCAGUAGAAGACACUUCCUCAUCAUAAUCCCAAUAGUUGCCCACCAGGGUAGUAUUCAUGCUGCUUUGUAUCUCUUUCCCUUGGCAGCCUGUAACCCCACCUGAGCACUAACAGGUUUGAAAAUCAGCAUGUUCAUGAAAAUUUCAGCAGUUCAGCCAAUGGCAUAGGAACAAAUUUCAAAAACAUCAAGUCAGAUUUCUUGCAGCUAGGGAGCUUCCAAAGGAUGCAGCCAGUGUAUACUACAGCUUCCGCCACCUUUUGACAGAUUUUCUACAUAUGCUCUGUGCAUUGAUUUGAUAUUUCAUAUAUAUUUAUUAAGCAUGAUAAACUAUGAGAGUUAUUCAGAGGCUUGCUUUGGUGCUAGUAUGAUUCAGAUGUGUGAAACAUUCUUAAAAAUGUUUUAGGGCCUGAUUGAAAAUGGAAUGCAGCUAGUUUUGCCCCAGCCUGAUGAUCACUGACUUGUGAUAAUGCAGAAAUAAGUUUUUUCACUGGUAGCACUGGUGUUGUGAAAUGCACUCAAUGCUGAAAUGCAACAGGUCCCUUCUUUACUGGCAUUCUGCUUGCUUUUGAAGACUCACCUGUUUGCACAGGCAGUUCCUGAUUUCUUCACCUCAGUCUCCUGUAUUAAUGGCAGCAAUGUUUUAAUCAGAUUGUUCUAUUGUGUGUUUUAAUUAUAGAUAUUUAUAUUUUAA
Messenger RNA from Podarcis muralis (Common wall lizard), 4842 nucleotides. NCBI's taxonomy places the organism in Eukaryota, Metazoa, Chordata, Lepidosauria, Squamata, Lacertidae. The record is from RefSeq and is a predicted model, not a curated record.